Molecule: messenger RNA, 4077 nt
Organism: Nerophis lumbriciformis (worm pipefish)
Lineage: Eukaryota; Metazoa; Chordata; Actinopteri; Syngnathiformes; Syngnathidae
Source: RefSeq, a predicted model, not a curated record
AUGAAGGUGACCGUGUGUUUCGGACGGACCCGGGUGGUUGUCCCGUGCGGGGAUGGGAAUAUUAAAGUGACCAGCCUCGUCGAAAAAGCGGCCAUGAGGUACAAAAGGGCCAUCGCGAAGGACCCCAGCUACUGGGUUCAGGUACACAGGUUGGAACACCGUGAUGGAGGAAUCCUUGACCUUGAUGAUGUUUUGAGUGAUGUGGCAGAUGACAAAGACAGGUUGGUGGCUGUGUAUGAAGAGCAGGAUCCUCACAAUGGAGGUGAUGGUACAAGCGCCAGCUCUACAGGCACUCAGAGUCCCGAGCCAUUUGCUGGCGAGCUGAGUUCAACAUCAGCCUUCCAACCUUACCAGGCGGACAGCGAGAUUGAGGUCACUCCAUCUGCUUUGAGAUCAAACAUGCCUCUCCAUGUCCGGCGAAGUAGUGAUCCCUCCCUGGUUGGCCUUCCAUCUGCUGAAAUCUCAAUCGGUAAAGAAGAACCAUCCAGAAAGGACCCAAACCGCUGGUCCACAACUGCUGGUUUCCAAAAGUAUAACAACAAGCCACAAACAAACCCUGAUACCAACAGCCUUGAGCGAAAGGGCAGAGGAGGACAUACAUACCGGAGUCUUCCACGAAAUGCAAGUGGCCGCACCACUCAGUUUCAAAGAGAGAUGACUAGAUCCUCCCUAAGUGCAAAUCACCCAAUGAUAGACCAUUGGCUUGAUCGACAAGAACAGGAGUUUGAAGAGACGAGACAAACUCGUGAUCAAAGAAUUGAAAGAACAGAACCAGUAGGACGAGCUGACUCCUCAUUGGACCAUUCACCAGUGUUAACUCUAGAAGCCAUGCUCAAGCCAGUUGAGGUGUCCAAUACAGGAGGGCCGCUGGGGAUCCACGUAUUGCCAUUCAGUUCACAUGAUGUCAGGACCCAGGGCUUGCUAGUCAAGCGUUUGGAGCGUGGAGGCAAGGCAGAGCAGGAGCAUCUCUUCCAGGAGAAUGAUUGUAUUGUCAGAAUAAACCAAGGAGAUAUACGCAAUCUUCGCUUCGAACAAGCCCAGAACAUUUUCACGCAGGCGAUGUCUUCCCCCGUCAUCCUUUUUCAUGUCGUCCCAGCCGCCAUGAAACGGCAGUACGAGAUACUUGCAAGCAAAAGUGAACUUAGCUCACCUCAUUCAAACAGAGUCCGAUUCAGCCGAGACUCUACGCAUUCGGGUGACAGGACCAGCCUAGUCGGUGGGCGGACGUCCAGGUCUGUGCAUCAUGGAUCACUGGCUGGGAGCACUCCAGAGCCAAGACGGAGAUAUGGCACACCAGCACAAUCAUUGGUCUCUAGUACCUCAUCCAAUUCUUCACCUUCCCUCCAGCGCAGAAUAAGCACAACACAGUCCAGCAGCUCCUACGCCAAAGGCAAAGGUCGCAGAUUAAAAAUACAGCUGAAGAAAGGUCCGGAAGGUCUUGGGUUUAGCAUUACAUCCAGAGAUGUUCCUAUUGCAGGAAGUGCCCCUAUUUAUGUUAAAAACAUUCUCCCUCGAGGGGCCGCCAUCCAAGAUGGGAGACUAAAAGCUGGAGACCGUCUCCUGGAGGUUGGUGGAGUAGAUUUGAAUGGUAAGACUCAGGAAGAGGUGGUGACUCUGCUCCGAGCGGCACCUAUGGGUGGGACUGUGAACCUUUUAGUGAGUCGCCAGGAUGACCCUCUGCUGCCUCGAGAACAACUGGGGGAUGAUGACCUGGUGUUGACCUCUGAUGUUGCACGGGAGUUCAUGACCUUCGAGAUCCCGCUGAACGACUCUGGUUCGGCGGGCCUAGGGGUCAGCGUCAAGGGUAAUAGAUCCAAAGAGAAUCACACCGAUUUGGGCAUAUUUGUUAAAUCCAUCAUCAAUGGAGGUGCUGCUAGCAAGGAUGGCCGUCUACACAUAAAUGACCAACUCAUCGCAGUCAACGGGGAGUCGUUGCUCGGUAAUACCAAUCAGGAAGCAAUGGAAACACUUCGGAAAUCCAUGUCGGUCGAAGGCAACAAACGAGGAAUGAUUCAACUCAUUGUAGCCCGGCAUGCUGCUCAAAACACAGAGGUGAGGCCUUUAACCCCAAGUACACCAUGCCUACCGUCAAGCACGGUGGUGGAUAACCAUGAACGCCGGAUAUCCCAUUCCCUAUAUGAAACCAUUGAGGACUUUGAUAAUACCUCCACACCAUUAGCAAAAUCAGUUGGACACAUUGGUAAAUAUCAGUUCUCUCCCACUGUGAACAUGCCUCAGGAUGAUAUUGUAUUGAUAGAAGAUGACAGGCCGCCCCUGCUUCCUGCCCACUUCUCGGACCAGUCAUCUUCAAGUUCUCACGAGGACCUGGGAUUUGUGGGAGGGAACUCUGUGCAAUGGAUCCAUGAUGUCCCCAGUCAGAAUGAAUGCUCCUUGAGUCCUGAUGCAGACCCCAAUGGCUCUUUUCAAAGGGAGGGAUUUGCCCGCCAAAGUAUGUCAGAAAAGCGGACUAAGCAGUAUGAAAAUGCCGCACAGCUGGAGAUCAUCAAGUCUCGAAAGUCUAAGAGCAUGGAUCUUGGUUCUUCAGGACAAAAUGUCGGCCCCUCGCUGGGCCUCAAAAAGUCCAGUUCCCUUGAAAGCCUCCACACGGCACUUGCCGCAGCAACACGGAACGGUGAGAUCAAUGUCAACAGGCCGCGCUCUCGAAUCAUCCGGGGCCGAGGUUGCAAUGACAGUUUCAGAGCGGCAAUCGACAAGUCGUAUGACAAACCAAGUGUUAAUGAACCUGAGGAAGAAAACAGCAUGGAUAUGCUGGACGAAGACACGGAGGGAAGUUCCCGAUCGGGUCAUGACUCAGUGUCUGCCAGCGGUGACCUCAUCAUUGGCCCCAGUCUCAAUGGCAACAGCUCCAGAGACGACAGGUUGAAAGAUCUGGACAAGGUAGAAAAGAAGAAGCCAGAAAGAGAUAAAGAGAAAGACAAGGACAAGAACAAAGCAAAGAAAGGCAUGCUAAAGGGCCUCGGUGAUAUGUUCAGGUUUGGAAAGCACCGCAAUAAUGAACAAGCAGCAGACAGAGUGGAGAGGAGGGCCUCCAGUAAAUCUAAAGCUGAGGACGUGCAGGCAUCUGAGGAGGAAACCCAGCGAAUGAGGCUUGAACAAGAGAGAAUACAGGCCAAGAUGCGUGAGCUCCGGGAGAAACAGGCAAAGGAGCGAGAAUAUGCUGAAAUUCAAGAUGUCAUCGGCCACUCCACUUUUAGCUCGGACGAAGAGCACACUUACGCUGGCAUCGGAUCUUGGGACUCAUCGGUGGACGGCAGUAGCCAUGAGCCUUACGGCAGUCACCACCAGUACCAUCUCCCUCAAGAUCCUCACCCUUCCACCAAUCUUCAGAACAACAAUACACCUCUAGAGGCACUCUAUGCUCAGGUCAACAAACCUCGCAACGGCCGCGUUGCCUCUCCAGACGCGGCCCAAACGACUCCGAGUAACCAUGACCGGAUACAAAGGCUGAGGCACGAGUUCCAGCAGGCAAAGCAGGACGAUGACAUGGAAGAUCAUCACGAGUCUUACAGCUUGGAUCAGUCUAAGCCUAGUAACGGAAUGGAGAUACAAAGUGGACGCCAUUCGGUGACAAUGGAGUCUCAAAUUCAAAAGCGGCACCAUGAGGACCGAGGCAGUUUUCACCAAGCCCAAAGACAAUACAGUUCUCUGCCACGCCCGCCACGUAAGAAUCCAAGCAUCGUGUCUCAGGACACAUGUGACAAUCCAUACCCACCAGCAGAUCAGGGUGCCAUUGGCAACCCACGUCUCUCUGGCAGCCACGGAUCACAUAACGGCUACCUGGGAACUUCCAGCUUUAACACUCGCGUCCUAUUGGAAACUCAGGAGUUGCUGAGACAGGAGCAGAGACGAAAAGAGAUGGAGAGCGUCAAAGUCCAUCCACCAUCUGAACAGGGACCCUCUAGCACCAUCAGUAAGGACCGCUCUCAAGCACCAAAGCAGGCGCCACCCAAAUCCAAAGGUCCCUAUAGACAGGACGUUCCCCCGUCUCCAACUCAACUAGCCAGGCUCAGUCGGCUUCAUAAGGGCUCAGAGAAAGGGAGGCAGUUUUAUUCCUGA